AUGGAAAACUAUAAGGUGCUUAUAUAUAAACUACUAGACCCUAUACCUCAAUAUGUUUUGGGUUGCUUACCAGCUUUAGGAAUAAUUGGAGAAUCCCCAGCAAAUAGGUUUACAGAAAAAGUAACAUGGUUACUUCGAUGUCUUGGGUGUCCAUUUACGGCAUUGUUUUACUCCAUCAAUAUAGGGAGUAAAAAAGAAUCUCGGUGCUUUUACUGGCUCUCGUCAAGUAGAUUUGUUACCGAUAAAGGUAGCAGGCUACGAUAUAGACCUUUUGGAUUUAACGCCUGCGAAAUCCAGAAUGCAGAUGACCCGGAUAUAAAAAAAUGCGUAGAGCAAUGCACAGCAACGGCAUCUGUUCUGGAAAGAUGGUCAUCAUUGGUAUCAGCUUACUUUAUUGUAGUUGGUAUGUUAGCAUUGAUUUCUAAGGCGACAGGAAAGGUCAGCUGUCCGGAUUGGCCAUAUAUACCAUCAUUAUUUUCCUGGACAAUUCCUGCGAUCUGUAGAAGAGCAUUUUCAGGAAAUAUAGUAAUUAAGGAUCCCGACGAUAUAUUUAAAGAUCAUUAUGUGAUAGUCAGGGAAAAUAAAAAUCGUAGAAUCCAUAAGCGUUUCACCGUUUUUGUAACUGCUUUUGUGGCAAUGUUUUAUCCUUUGAUAACAUUAUCACUAGCUUACUAUGCACCCCCAAUCGGAUAUGGUUGUCGAA
Molecule: messenger RNA, 703 nt
Organism: Acaulospora morrowiae
Lineage: Eukaryota; Fungi; Glomeromycota; Glomeromycetes; Diversisporales; Acaulosporaceae
Source: the annotation of a GenBank genome assembly